Molecule: messenger RNA, 756 nt
Organism: Photinus pyralis (common eastern firefly)
Lineage: Eukaryota; Metazoa; Arthropoda; Insecta; Coleoptera; Lampyridae
Gene: sing
Product: protein singles bar
Exons: 4
Coding region: 91-639 (182 amino acids)
Cellular component (GO): membrane
Source: RefSeq, a predicted model, not a curated record
GUUGCUCUCUGUAGUUUGCUUAAAAGUACCUUUGAUGUAAAACUGUACUGUUGUGAAUUUUGGUGACUUUUUUUGUUUAGAAUAAAAAAAAUGAUAGGCGGCAGAGGACCGAUAGUUACUGUGCACCGUACAACAGGAGGUGACAAAGGAAUAAAAUGUUGUUGCUGCAUGUGCUGUACGUGUUUCAAUUGGACGUUUUUGAAAACGCAGCAUGGAAUAUUAAAAAUAGUUGAAGUUAUUUUAGGGUUCUUCUGCCAAACGCUCGCGAUCAAUUAUGGACUAGGCUACGAUGGAGCAAUCGGAAAGUCAUACCACAGCUUUCUCACAACAUGCUCGUGGAGUUUAAUGACGUCGAUUAUAUUGCUAUUCUGUUACGUAUUUUCAGAAAAGUCCAUCUCCCUUAUCCGCCAAUCAUUUUUCGAGACGGCGUUUAAUAUAACAGCUUGUGUUAGUUUUUUAAGUGCGUCGUCCUAUUUGGGCUUCGCUGUGAAUGCUUUCCUCUACCCGAUGUACAUAAUAACACCAUUCUUCCAAGUGUACCCAGCGAUGACAGCGGCUUACGUUUUGGGAUUCAUUUCCGGAGCUGUGCAUGGAUACGACGCUUAUAAGUCCUAUCGAUAUUUUAAAGGCUAUAGAUAACGUUAGGAAUAAUUAGGAAUGUGUAUUUUGCUUGUGGUUGGAGGAAUGUAAAUAAAUAUUGUAUUUUCUACUUAGGUAUUUAUAAUGAUCUUCUAAACAUAAAAUUUAUGUGCAUAU